Molecule: messenger RNA, 938 nt
Organism: Zingiber officinale
Lineage: Eukaryota; Viridiplantae; Streptophyta; Magnoliopsida; Zingiberales; Zingiberaceae
Product: major pollen allergen Ole e 10-like
Exons: 2
Coding region: 324-683 (119 amino acids)
Source: RefSeq, a predicted model, not a curated record
UGUUUUAUGUUUAGUUGAUGAGCUUACAAAGAUGGCAAGACGAUCGAGUCACUUUCUCCCUUGGUAGCAAGCUCCCAUCCCAUGUAACUCACGGGUGGUCCUUGGAAGCCACGCGCGCGACACGGCCACUCUCACUGCUCGUGCAAAAGUACGCGCUCCACUUCAUCUGCUACACCGUCGCUACCAGACAAAUGCGCACAGCAGAGACAUAGCCGUUGCGGUCGAACGUCUCCCUCGCCUUCCGUUUAAAUCCAUCACCCUCGGCCAGAAAAUCAAACGCCACUUCGGCACCUCACUCUCUACCGCCUCGGGCAACGGCAGCUAUGGAAACAAGAUCCUUCUCUCUGUCUCUGUUCCUGUUAAUCCUUUCCUCUGCUUUGCUUCCAGGGGGAACUACAAAGUUGGUACAGGGACAGAAGACUUGGUGCGUAUCGAAGCCUUCCUCGGACGAUGCGACACUGGCGGCCAACUUGAACUACGCGUGCUCUCAGGUUGACUGCAGCAUACUGCAGAGAGGCUACGGUUGCUUCUACCCGGACACGCUCAUGUCGCACUCUUCCAUUGCCAUGAACCUCUACUACCAAUCCCGCGGCCGGAACUUCUGGAACUGCUACUUCAGGGGCUCCGGCCUCCUUGUCACUACAGACCCCAGUUUUGGGAGCUGCGUCUACGCGUAUGGGUAAAGAGUAGCAAGGAAAGGUGACAACAUGUGCUUGGUUCUGAUCCACAGUUUGUCGGAUGCGUCGGUGAUUCAGGAGUCAUUUUUUUUUUUUUUUGAUUUGUGCGUUUUCAUCACUGUUCCGGAGUUUGUCUUUUGGUGUGAUCGAGUUUGUGAUGGAGAGGCAAGAGAUGCUUUCUUGGAAGUCUAGUAGCUAUGAAACCAUAAACUUUGUGUCAUAGUUCAACUCAUAGUUCAAGUUCAUCCUCAACUAGCAACA